GUAAUUAUUGCACAAGAUUUAUCGAAGAUCUUUCCUUUUUGGCACUUAACACGUCGUAAAUAUCGUAUUCCACGAUGAAUAUGUCAAUUACAAACAAUGAUUUAAUUUCAUCUCGUGAUGAUUUAUUUAAUGCUAAUAUCGAACAAUCGGAAACUAAACUUACAAAAAAAUUAUGGAUAGACGCAAAACCCAUGCAGGUGCCAAAUGUUUUGGAUCCAGAUGAUUCUUUGAUGAAGAAAUUUCAAGAUGCCCUGCGAGAACACCUUACCCGUGUUGACAAGAAGUUGAAUGAUGAAAUAUUAGAACUUGAAGGUCAGAUAAAACUUGUUGAGAAAGAACGUGAAGCCGCAGGUUUACAGUUGUAUUAUGCUCAACAAGAAAUAGCAAAGCAGCAAAUGUCAAUUGAGAAAUAUCAAAGUAUGAUAGGGAACAUCAUUUCACUGCGUGAAGAGAAAGAUGCACAUGUGAAGGAUACAAAGAGUCUUCAUAAGGCCACUCAUGCCAAAUUAUUCAAUGAGAAAAAGAAAAUGGAGAGCCUUGUUUAUGAAUUAGAACAACUUACAGCUUUGCAAGCAAAAUUCUCAGAGUGGCAAACUGAGCUAGAAAAUAGUUUGACUAUUUCCAAACAAGUGUCAAAGAAGGAUAAGACAAUUCAGCAAGAACUAAUUGCUCGGAAACAACAAAAAGACUGUAUAAUAUUUAAACUCAUGGAAGAAGUAUGGAGAAUUAAAACUGAGAUAGCUAAUUUGGAUAUACAAUUACAGCUUAAAAAUAAAGAAAAGAUUGAAACAAAUCAGAUGAUCACCGAUGUUAAUACCGACUUGGAAGCAUUGCACAAACAACAUGCAAAUUUAUGCAAUGCUUGGAAUUCUGUUAUACUGAAUAUUACUAAGCGAAAUAAAGUUUAUGAACAAAUAAAUGCAGAACGCGAGAAAAUAUGCGACUCUUUCAAUAUGUUACGUGCGGAAAUAGAGAAAUUGAAGAAAGACACUUCUAAAGAAGCAGAGAAUAACGAGACUUUGACUUCGUUGCACGUACGAAUAGAAGACAACAUACAAACUAAUCUGAAACUAAUGACAAUAGAAAAUGACAAACUUGACAACUUGCAAUCUGAAUUAGUAAAAUUAGGAAAAUUUAGUGAACGUGAACAAUAUGAAUAUGAUUUAAUUAGCGGUGAAUGGCAAUGUUUAUUAAAUGAAGAGGAAGGAAUUGAUAAAGAAUUCACUAAAUUUUUAAAUAAACACAACACUUUGGAGAAUGUAAUAUAUAGCAGACUGGUAGAAAAAAUAACACAUGACAAAACAGCGCGAUAUUUGAAUAAAUUAUUAUUAGAUUCUAAAGAAUCAAUGCAAGAACAAGAAUUGUUGCUAGUAGAAGCUGAAAACUCAUAUGGAAGGAAAUUAUUGGAUUUGGAACAACUCAAUUCGACUAUCCCUCAGGAGAAGUUGGAGUUUGAAGAACUUUUGCAAAAUAAUGCUGCAAGAGGCAGAGAGAUAGAUGAAAUUCAGAAAGAAAUCAAGAAACAUGAAGUAGCAAUUGAAAGGAAGCAAGUCAAAAACGUCACUCUGAAUAAAACUAUCGAAGAAAUGUUAUCGCAUACAGGCGGCGAAGAAAUUAAUCCUGUUGAUUUAAAGAUAAUCAGCUUGGAAAAAAAUAUUGCGGAGACACAACAGAAUAAUCAGAAAGCACAACAAUAUUGGAUCCGCCAGGAAGGACACAUGAUCACAUUGAGUCAACAGAGAGAUUUACAACUACAGGAAGUCAAUCUUCUUAAUAAAGAAAUAAUGAUAAUGGAGCAGAAAAAUUUGAAGAUAGAACAUGCCUUGGAAAUGCUCCAUAAAGAAGACUCGAAUAUGGAGAAAAUAAUGAAUUUGUUACAACAAAGAUUGGUACAAAUGAAUGCACAGUUAGUUAUUCAAAAAGGUCUGAAAGAGGAACUAGAGAACAAGAAUUUUAUCACAAGAAACGAGGGUGUACAAUCCUUAGAAGAUGCAGAAAUGAAUUUAAUACAAAUGCAAGGUGAUCUCAAGCAUUUACACGAGGAAAAGACACUUUUAAGGAGUAAUUUAGAUGCAGUGCAACGAGAAAGCUUAUCAUGGGAGAAAAAGAUGCAAUUAAUGCAAGAAACUAUAAAAAGCUUGAGGGACGAACGUAAUAGCGGCGGAGACAUUGCAGUAAUGAAAAGUGAAAUUCAUAAAAUGGAAAUGCGUCUGUCGCAUUUGCGUAGAGCACAAGAAAAAUUGAUACAUGACAUGGAAUUUUGUAUCUCACGCCGAGAUAUUAUGUUAGACAAAGUUAUGGAUAAAUUUAAAAAAGAUCCAAAAGGCCAACAUAAUCAAAAAGUUAUAUUCCGUAAACGCCUGGCUGAUCAAAAGUUGAAAAUUAAACAAAUCAUGAAGGACAUCAGAAAAAUUGAAAAUAGAAUACAAGAGUUAGAGGAUCAAAUAAAAAAUAUAAUAGAAAAGUGCAACGAAUCACGUGCAACGUUAAAAGCAAUAGAAGACAUUGUUCCAAAUGUGGAUCAGGAAAUUAUACAAACGGAAGCUAUUAAAUAUCAUAAUUUACAAGCAUUGGUUUUUAAACAACGGAAAGCUAAAAUGCUCCAAGAUAUCAAAAAUGGCCGAUACAAGAUGCUGUUCAAGAGUGAAACAGCAUUGAAUGAAGAAUUCCAAAAUGAACAGAUCCUUCAUGAUUACUUAAAACAUAUAAUGGAACGAACUAGUCAAGACUUCCCUUUAUUGAAAAAUAAUAUCAAAAAGAUACUUCUGACAUUGGAAAUAUUAUAAAAUUCCGUUAAAUGUGUUAACAGAGA
Molecule: messenger RNA, 2812 nt
Organism: Harpegnathos saltator (Jerdon's jumping ant)
Lineage: Eukaryota; Metazoa; Arthropoda; Insecta; Hymenoptera; Formicidae
Gene: l(2)41Ab
Product: lethal (2) 41Ab
Exons: 8
Coding region: 75-2786 (903 amino acids)
Biological process (GO): axoneme assembly
Cellular component (GO): cytoplasm
Source: RefSeq, a predicted model, not a curated record